AUGUAUUCCCUGAUUCACUAUGGAAGAAGAUUGCUCGAUUUGCAGAAAUGUCGUAGCUUGAGAAUUUCUUCAGUGAACCUUUUUCAAAAUGACUCUGCUUUUUCCAAUUCGUUCUUCUCUACUAGCUCUGGAGAUGGAAAAGGUCAAAACUUUACAGUCUCUUACCUCGUUGAAUCUCUGGGUUUAGCUUCAAAACUCGCAGAAUCGAUCUCAAAGAAAGUCACUUUCGAGAACAAGGCAAAUCCAGAUACGGUUCUGAGUCUUCUUAGAAGCCAUGGCUUCACAGAUUCUCAGAUCUCCGACAUCGUUACGGAUUAUCCACAGUUGCUUAUAGAAGAUGCUGAGAAGUCUCUUGCUCCAAAGCUUCAGUCUUUGCAGUCAAGAGGAGCUUCAAUCUCUGAGCUCACUAAGAUACUCUCAAAAGUUCCAAAGAUCUUGGAGUUGAAAGAGGACAAAACCAUCAGCGUAUACUAUGAUUUCGUCAAAGAGGUUAUCGAAGCUGAUAAGAGCUUUGAGCACAGAAAGUUAAGUCCUUUGUUGCCACAAGGCAGUGUGCAGGAGAACAAAAUCAGAAACGUUUCGGUUCUGAGAGAAGUGGGAGUGUCUCAGAGGCUCUUGUUCUCAUUGCUCAUGUCAGAUGACCAAAUCGUGUGUGGGAAAGAGAGGUUUGAAGAGUCUCUCAAGAAGGUUGUUGAGAUGGGUUUUGAUCCAACCACCUCAAAGUUUGUGGAAGCUCUUAAAGUGUUCUACAAACUGAGUGACGAAACAAUACAAGAGAAGCUCUGUGUUCUGGAGAAAAGGUUAGGCUUUGCUUCUGGAGAUGUUUGGGAGAUUUUCAAGAAGUCUCCAAUUUUCUUGGCACUCUCGGAGAAGAAGAUUGCAAACUCUGUUGAAGCAUUUGUAGGUCUUGGAUUCAGCAGAGAUGAGAUCACGAGAAUACUCAAAAACUUUCCUUGGUGUGUUAAUCUAUCUGCAGAGACGGUGAAGAAGAAGACUGAGUUUCUUGUGAAGAAGAUGAAUUGGCCGUUAAAGGCUGUGGCUUUGUCUCCUCAGGUGCUUGGAUACAGCAUGGAGAAGAGGAUUGUGCCGAGGUGUAAUGUGAUCAAAGCUCUCAUGUCUAAAGGAAGCAAAUUGCCUUCAAUGGAGUAUGUUUUGAAGAGUACCAAUGAGGUGUUUUUAAACAGGUUCGUAAGGAAGCUCGAUGACAAGGAGCUUGUGGCUGUGUUGUUGGCUAUCUUCACCAGAGAUCAUGCUUCAUAG
Messenger RNA from Microthlaspi erraticum, 1260 nucleotides. The record is from the annotation of a GenBank genome assembly. Lineage: Eukaryota; Viridiplantae; Streptophyta; Magnoliopsida; Brassicales; Brassicaceae.